UUUGUUUGAGAAGAAAAUUGGGUGAAAAACGUUUGGUUUGUGUAAAACUGACGUUAAAAGAAUUAAUUAAAGUAUUGUUUAAGUAAUAAGCCAACAAGAUGGAUAACAUUGAACGCCUUUACAAGUGCUACGAGAUAUUAUCAGAAGCCGGAGAUAAAAUUAGCGAGCAUGUGGCUGAAUAUAAAGAGAUACUACAGGCCGUUAAGGGCACAUCGAAAGAGAAGCGUCUAGCAUCACAAUUCAUAGGGACUUUUUUCAAGCAUUUCCCAGAGCUAGCAGACACCGCAAUUGAUGCUCAGUUUGAUUUGUGUGAGGAUGAUGAUACACAGAUUCGUCGCCAAGCUAUAAAAGAUUUGCCCAAGCUAUGCCAGGGUAAUACUGAGACAACCAUACGCGUGGGCGACACACUAGCUCAAUUGCUAAUACUGGACGAUGCCACAGAAUUACAGCAAGUCAACAAUUCGCUGCUGAGCAUCAUUAAGCUGGAUACAAAGAGCGCUAUAACUGGUCUAUUCCAGCAGAUAACAACAGGUGAUGAGCCAACACGUGAACGCUGCUUUAAAUUCAUUUCUACCAAGCUGCAAACCAUGGGUCCCAGCGUUGUCACCAAGGAGAUUGAAGAAUAUAUUGUGGAGGAGAUUAAAAAAGCGCUGCAGGAUGUUACUGCCGAUGAGUUUCAUCUAUGCAUGACAAUAUUGGGUGCCACCAAGCUAGGCAAUACAAUAACCGGUCAUGCCGAGUUGGUCAAACUGGCCACCGAGCAGGCUGAAUUAAAUACCGCUGAUACGGAUGCCAUAGCUGUGGACGAUGAGAUUGUAGAGCGCUUUAUACAAUGCGCUUCAGCGGCGGCACCUUACUUUUCGAAAACCAUUAAGUCUACACAAUUUGUAAGCUACGUAUGCGAUAAAUUGUUGCCAAUUAACACUUGGAACUUGAUUGCAACUGCUGUGUCACAGGAUCAAAUACAGCUGCGUUUGCUAAAGGUAUUCGCCGAGAUGAUAACAAACACAGAUAAGCUAGAGAAUGCUAAUGAACGCAUCAAUAAUGUCUACAAUGUGCUGCUCGAGUACAUGCCAUUGCCAAAGCUAGAUGAUGAGGAUGUGGCAGAUGCAGCACCUUCAUUUCACUUUUCGCAUGCAGAGUGUUUACUGUAUGCACUGCACACGCUGGGCAAGAAGCACACAGGCAACUUGUCCUUUAUAGAAGAUGCUGAGAAGCUAAAAGAUUUUCGCGCUAGAUUACAAUAUUUAGCUCGCGGCACACAGGGUUAUAUUAAGAAACUGGAAGAGGCGCUUAAGGGUAAAUCAGGAGAGGAGCUAAAAACAGAGGAGAAUCAAUUAAAACAAACGGCACUAAAGACGACAUCAAAUAUCAAUAUAUUGAUACGCGAUCUAUUUCAUUCACCCCCAAUAUUCAAACAUGAUAUUGUGCUCUCCUGGACUGUGCCUAAAAACAAGCUGGGAAAACGUCAUGCGCCCAUUACAUUCGGCGAUAAGGUCGCUGCUGCUAAUGGUAAGGAGGAGUCGGAGCAACAGGAUAAGAAAUCACGCCCAUCCAACGAGCAGAAAUUCUACUCACCACCAUCGGGCAAAUAUUCAGGCAAAGUGAAUCCCAACUAUGGCAAUAAUCAACGUAACAGGCAACGUGGCGGAGGCGGCGGUGGAAACUUCAGGAAUCGACGCUACAACAGAUAUUAAUAAAUUAAAAUAUAACCAGCUUAGCAUGUUUGCUGUCCUAGUCGCUAAAAAAACCAACUCCCAAUUUGGAUAAACAACAGAUGAAUGUUUAACAAUAUAUCAACGCGUUUAAAUAAACAACUUACAAACUCAACUUAAACCUCAACUUCAACUUUGGCUAUAGAUGAAACCUCUGGUGAGUAUCAUGUGAGAUUUCCAUGUAAUUCUCUACCUUUGAUAUAUUUCAGAGCGUGCAGCAACUAAAAAACAAAUGCAACUAUCUAAUUAAUUAUUUUAUACUGCUUUUGUUAUUUUCACACAUACACAAACAUGUUUGCAAAUUGUUGCAUGUUAUAUUCAUAAGCAACGCCAACGUAUCCUUAAAUUUCAUUUCAUUGCAAUUCAUCCAAAAACACGCUAGGCGUUGCUUGUCUAUAGACAUGACCAGUCUCUAUAACAAUAUACAUUGUAUUUAUAUAAAUGAGAAAAUUAUU
This is a messenger RNA of Drosophila busckii, 2170 nucleotides long. It is a transcript of the gene cass, whose product is annotated as apoptosis inhibitor 5 homolog. Gene Ontology annotation, biological process: negative regulation of apoptotic process. Lineage: Eukaryota; Metazoa; Arthropoda; Insecta; Diptera; Drosophilidae. Bases 99 to 1697 code for a protein of 532 amino acids. Gene Ontology annotation, molecular function: RNA binding. Gene Ontology annotation, cellular component: nucleus. The transcript has 7 exons. The record is from RefSeq and is a predicted model, not a curated record.